Messenger RNA from Sparassis crispa, 1857 nucleotides. RefSeq lists its product with no specific name. The transcript has 16 exons. The record is from RefSeq and is a predicted model, not a curated record. NCBI's taxonomy places the organism in Eukaryota, Fungi, Basidiomycota, Agaricomycetes, Polyporales, Sparassidaceae. Gene Ontology annotation, biological process: sphingomyelin catabolic process. The coding region runs from base 1 to 1857 and encodes 618 amino acids. Gene Ontology annotation, molecular function: sphingomyelin phosphodiesterase activity.
AUGCGGCUCGCUGUGACUCUGCUGUUGCUACCGUCGCUGGCGGCGUGUGGGCUUUUAGAAGAGAUCGAGCGAGGAAUCAAGAAGAUGGUAGACUGCGCCUCCUGCUAUUCCAUGCUGCCCACAUUCCAAGCUGUCGCUCUUCUUGGCGAUAGGGCUUUCGUCAACACCAUUACCACCGCCUGCAACGACCUCCGAAUUGAGGAUCGCGACGUCUGCGAGGGUGCUAUCGCAACUCAAGGCCCCAUCCUCGCUCAUGACCUUCGGCACUUCUCAUUGAGAAGCCAGACUGCCACCAAGUUCUGCGAGGCUGUAUUCGGGCUCUGUCAGUCGCCACCGAUCAACGAGUACAUUGUUCCGUUUCCGAAGCCUGCGCCGAGCACUCCGAAGGUGUUCAAGUCCUCCGGAAGACCACCCGUUCAAGUCGUUCAUGUCAGCGAUGUGCAUAUAGACAGGCAAUACACGGUGGGCGCCGAGGCGAACUGUACAAAGCCGAUCUGCUGCCGGAAUUUUGACGACGCAGGCCCUCACAUCAAAGUACACGCAGCGCCACACGGAAACAGACACUGCGACUCCCCCGUCCUUCUCACCGACUCGAUGCUCGCAGCGGUCAAAGCGUUUGCCCCAGAGGCACGCUUCUCAAUCUUUACUGGAGACGUGGUAGAUCAUGCGGUCUGGGAAGUGAACGAGGACGGUGUCUCCAAGGACAUGCAAGCUUUCAGUGAGCAGUGGGCGGAGAAGCUGGAGGGACCACUAUUCCCCGCCCUCGGAAAUCACGAAUCCGCACCUACGAACAGCUUCCCGCGCAACACGACAGAUCACCCAAUCAACUCGCAAUGGGUGUUUGCCAUACAGGAAGGCAGCUGGAGCCAAUGGAUUGGCCGCAAGGCAACUGCUCAGAUCCGUCACAAUUCCGGAAGCUAUUCGACAAUGGCGCCUGGUCUUAACCUGAAGAUCAUUUCUCUUAAUACCGUGUACUGGUAUAAGCAGAACUUCUGGCUGUACGACAGCAACGAGCAUCAACCGGACCCAAAUGGUAUCAUCGCAUACCUCGUGCAAGAGCUGCAAGAGGCCGAAGAUGCAGGACAGCGUGCGUGGAUUAUCGCGCACAUGCCCCCUGGCCGGGGAGAUGUCAUGCGCGACCAGUCGUACUACUUCGAUCAGGUGAUGCAGCGGUACAAGAACACGAUUGCUGGUCAGUAUUACGGUCACACGCACAAGGACGAAUUCGCCGUUGGGUAUUCGAAUUACAGCGAUCUGACCGCGGGCAAUGCAGUUAGUGUCGCGAUGAUAGGGCCCGCGCUCACCCCGAUGAGUGGUAAUCCUGCAUUCAAGGUGUACGACAUCGAUGCAGACACGUUUGAGAUCAUAGAUGCCAGAACUUACAUGAGCAAUAUAUCUGACCCAUUCUAUCAGCUCCACCCGACGUGGGAGUUGUAUUACAGCGCACGUGAGACAUAUGGUCCCCUUGUCCCCUCGCUCGGCGACCAAUCACUCAGUCCCGCAUUCUGGCACAACCUUACGGAAGUCUUCUAUGCCAACGACACCGCCUUCCAGCACUAUAUCGCAGCGAAGAGCCGCGGAGCGGAGCACAAGCCAUGCCGAGGGCAGUGCAAGAACGGCACACUGUGCGAGAUGCGCACACUCAGAGCGGAUAUCUGUGGGUUCCAAUCGGGCCCUGUGUUCCGGAUCCCUGAUCCUGGGGACCAUCUCGAGGAGGCAGAGCACUAUGACUCGUGCGAAGGCAUUGGCAUUGGCCACAUCCUGAGGAAGAUGAGAACGAAGGCUUCGUCGAGGAUGGACGACUCAUUGUCUUUGGACGUGGAUGGCCAUCCCAACCAGGCCAUCUUUGACUUCUGA